This is a messenger RNA of Schistosoma bovis, 1872 nucleotides long. The record is from the annotation of a GenBank genome assembly. NCBI's taxonomy places the organism in Eukaryota, Metazoa, Platyhelminthes, Trematoda, Strigeidida, Schistosomatidae.
UUUGAUUUUGCGCGCUCUAUUUGGAGAUGAAGUUACUUUCGGACGUGGUGCUUCGGAGUUUUUGUGGCGUAUUGUUUUCUAGCACCUGAUAUCAGUUUACGUACCGUAUCAAACAAUGAAAUUUUAAGAAUGUAUCAAAGUAAACUAGAAUGACGCGCAUUUGUUGUACAUUUUGUGAUAUGUGCUUCGGAAAACCAUCUCGACUUGAGGCACAUCUGAGAAUCCACACUGGAGAGCGUCCAUAUGUGUGUAUUUGUGGUAAAAACUAUACACGGAAACAACAUUUAACUCGUCACGCUUCAAAAUGUCCCAAAACUAUUCCAGAAAACAACUUAUCUAAUCAAAAGGAGCCAGUAAGAGUCGAAAAAACCUAUUCGUGUUCACAAUGUUCUGCUGGACCUUUUCAAAAAAAGAAAAUGGUAUCGGCUCAUAUGGCUGUAGUUCAUGGCGAACGGAAGCAUGUAUGUGACAAAUGUGAUCGAGCGUUUCCUACGGCAUCUAAGCUUAAACGUCAUUCAUCAAAACAUCAUGGUUACACAUGUAAGCUGUGCUCUGAACAACUAUCUGAAAACCCUGAAGACGAAAAAUCAGUUGCUCUCAAACCCAUUCAAUUUGAAAGUUUUGCGUGUUUGAGACGCCAUAUUGCUGAAGCUCACCCCAAAACACCUUUGCAAUGUCCUACUUGUAAUAUGCGUUUUACAAGACCUGCUGCACUAGCAGAACACAAAUCUACACAUACCCCUGGUGGACCGUUUGUAAGACGACGUUUUAUUUGUCCUUUAUGCUCACCUGAUGUUAUGGGUGAUAAAGAUAAUUCCAACUCACAAGAAAAAGAUUGUCUUGUUGCAUUUACAGCCAAAAGAAAUUUAGAUGCUCAUAUGCGUUUAGUGCAUGCUAACCUUAAGUUUCCAUGUACAUGGCGUGGAUGUCCUGUUCUUUUGUCUACCAAAGUAAGUAGACAUCUAGUAUAUUUUUAGCAGUAACAUGUGUUUGCCUAUUAGCUUGAUACAUAGGAAUAUUUUAGUGACAAAAUAUAUUGUCAUACAAAAUUAUUAUCUGUUAACGUCUAUUACUAAAUCAUAUGUUAUUUCAUCAACUGCUUGUCCUUUAUUUUUAUUUGUCUUGAGAAAUGAUUGGCUAGUGUGCCAAGAUAGAUACGUUCGGCGAUAGGAAUGUCAGUAAAUAUGUGAUACAUAACUUUGUAUUUGUAUCUAACACUGUAUUUUACUGCCCUGGAUUUCAUUGGAUGUUGUACUGAUUUUCACUUUGCUAAUAAGACACUGUAUGCCUCGUGACUAGUUCUCAAUCGUCCGUUGGAUACUUUGUGACUUGAAGCACCAUUUGAUCUAGUUUUUGAUCUUAUGUAUUUUUUCGAUGAUUCUAUUAACUGUUAUAUAGCCUACCAAGUCGUACUGUCUGCUGUCAAUUGCAUGAAUGCGGAAUCCAGUUUAUCGACCAAAAACUGAAUGAACAUAUGGAACGUCAUCGACUAGGCAAGUCAGUUGCUUUCAAAAGCCGAAAUAGACGUAAUUCACAUCAUGUUUCAAGUAGAAAAUUUAAUGAUAAUAAAAAUUUAUUAAUGAAUAAUAAUGAAGAUUAUUGGGAAACAGCUAGUCAAAAUAGCAUUAUAGCACUGUUAAGUGAUGUAAUUGAUUGUUCAGCUAAUCAAAUUUAUUAAUUUUUUAUGAAGUUAGUUACAUUAUUGUAUAUAAUACUAUUUCGAAUUGAAUAGAACAAGAAGAAAGGAAAACAGAUAUGUAAUUAAAAAUUUACAGAGUAUUUAUAUAUUUUGUUUCUAUUUACAUAUAUUUUCAAAUUAACAAAGUGUAUCAAAUGAUACGGAAAAUAAUAAUAAACAUUUAUAUUAUACUA